AAAUGAACAAUACAAUUGGAGUGUUCUUCCGGUGGCGCUGCAACUAAAACACGAAGUGAGUAAAAAUUCCCACAUCCAAUCUUCCCGCCAUUUAUAUCAUCUUUCCCGUCCUAACCAUUGUUUCGUUGAUGCUCGCAUUCCAUUUCAAACCCUGCUUCUCUCUUCCCUUAUCUUUCCGCAUUUCCCUUAAACCCCCUUCUCUCGAUUUCUCAUUCCCUCGCCUCAUUAUGUCAAAGCCUCCUCCCUCCGCCUUCGACGCUCUCAUGUCUGGCGCACGCGCCGCCGCCUCCAAAAAGAAACCCCUCCCCAUUUCCUCAUCUCCCAAAAAAAGAAAAACCCCUCCCCCUCCCCCUUCCGCUUCUCCAUCCACUCUCCCCCAAAACCCUAACAACCUCAAAACCCCCGAAACCCUCCAAACCGUUCAAAAACCUCAAGAGAUCGCUCAGCCAGAACCACCGAACAAGAUCCGCAACACGUCAUCUUCACUUUCUUCGAAGGAGAUUAUUGCCGAAUUAAAGGAACGAGUUCCGAAUCUGAAGAAAAAACCCUCUGAUUUCAAUCCCAGCUCCGUUGCUUGCUGGGGGAAAGACAAACCUGUACCGUUCCUUUUCCUAUGCUUGGCGUUCGACUUGAUUUCGGAAGAGACCGGAAGGAUUGUGAUGACUGACAUUGUGUGCAAUCUAUUGAGGACAGUGAUUCAGUCUACACCGGAGGAUCUUGUUCCCGUUGUUUAUCUUUCUGCUAACAGAAUUGCUCCUGCGCAUGAAGGGUUAGAAUUGGGAAUCGGAGAUGCUUCUAUUAUUAAGGCGCUCGCCGAGGCGUGUGGAAGGACUGAACAACAGAUUAAAAUUCAGUAUAAGGAUAAAGGUGACUUGGGUUUGGUUGCUAAAGCUAGCCGUUCUUCACAGUCUAUGAUGCGGAAGCCUGAUGCUUUGACUAUUAGGAAGGUUUUCAACACCUUUCGUCUUAUUGCAAAGGAAUCUGGAAAUAACAGUCAAGAGAAGAAAAAGAAUCACAUAAAGUCACUUCUUGUUGCUGCAACUGAUUGUGAACCUCUAUAUAUAAUCCGUUUGCUACAGACCAAGUUGCGAAUUGGAUAUGCUGAGCAAACUCUUUUAGCUGCAUUAGGCCAAGCUGCAGUGUACACUGAAGAACAUUCUAAACCGCCUCUUGGAAUUCAGUCUCCUUUUGAAGAGGCUGCAAAGAUUGUUAAAAAAGUCUACUCUGUUCUUCCUGACUAUGACAAAAUGUUGUCUGCACUGCUUACGGAUGGUGUAUGGGAACUUCCAAACAAAUGUAAUUUUACUCCUGGUGUUCCUGUUGGGCCUAUGUUGUCAAAAGCAACCAAGGGUGUAUCUGAAAUUUUAGAUAAGUUCCAGGAUGUGGAGUUUACAUGUGAAUACAAAUACGAUGGAGAGCGUGCUCAGAUACAUUACUUGGAGGAUGGCUCGGUUGAGAUUUACAGUAGAAAUGCUGAACGGAAUACUGGGAAGUUUCCUGAUGUUGUUGCUGCAGUUUCAAGGUUAAAGAAAACAUUGGUAUCAUCAUUUAUUCUUGAUUGUGAACUUGUUGCAUAUGAUCGUGCAAAACAGAGAAUCCUUCCUUUCCAGGUGCUUAGUACUCGGGCCCGCAAAAAUGUAGCUUUGAGUGACAUAAAAGUUGAAGUUUGCAUAUUUGCUUUCGAUAUGUUGUACCUUAAUGGUAAAGCACUUCUUCAGGAAAACCUGAAAAUCCGUAGAGAGCAUCUCUAUGCUUCUUUUGAGGAAGAAUCUGGAUUCCUUCAGUUUGCAACAUCAAUAACAUCAAAUGAUAUUGAGGAAAUACAGAGAUUUCUUGAUGAAGCUGUUGAUGGAAGUUGUGAGGGAUUAAUUAUUAAAACAUUAAAUGAAGAUGCUACAUAUGAACCCUCCAAGCGGUCGCUCAACUGGCUGAAACUGAAGAAAGAUUAUAUGGAAAAUAUAGGGGAUUCACUAGAUUUGGUGCCUAUUGCUGCUUUCCACGGUCGUGGGAAACGUACAGGAGUCUACGGUGCCUUUCUCCUUGCUUGCUAUGACAAUGAUAAUGAAGAAUUUCAAAGUAUUUGUAAGAUAGGAACUGGAUUCUCUGAAGAAGUGCUUGAAGAACGUUCUACUAGCCUUCGCUCUAAAGUGAUUCCCAAACCAAAGUCAUAUUAUCAAUAUGGAGAAGCAAUCAAACCGGAUGUUUGGUUUGAUGCCAGCGAGGUGUGGGAGGUGAAAGCUGCAGACCUGACCAUUAGCCCUGUUUACCGAGCUGCAGUUGGCACAGUACAUUCCGAUAAGGGCAUAUCUCUUCGAUUUCCGCGUCUAGUACGAGUUCGGCCUGACAAAGCUCCUGAACAGGCCUCAUCGUCUGAGCAGGUUGCUGAAAUGUAUAAAGCUCAAAAACAUAAUCAUAAUCACAACGGCAACAUGGAUGACAAUGAAGAUGAUUGAGGGAAAAAGUUUCCUUGCUUCUCAGGUCGUUAAAUUAUGAAAUCUCAGCAUUACUUUUAUAAGCCCAUGAAUUUGGCAUACAACAUGGAGAAGGCUCGUGGAAUUUGGCUCCAAACAGUAGAUAUUUGCGCUUAAAGCGUGUUAUUUGGAUCUUGUUUCAGAAGGAACCCAAUUUGCCCAGUACUGAUCGUGUAGGUAUCAGUUCUUUUCCUUUAUCAUAUGAUACUAGUGGUGACGAGAACAACAUGACAUUUUAAGCAUGCUCACGGCAUCUCAAUAUUGUAGUUCAUUUGUUCUAAACUUAUAAUGAUUUACCGUGGUAUGAAAAUAAUAUUCAAUCCUCUUGUAGUAGGUACCCUUUGUUUAAAUCAUGCUACAUUUGUUAUCGUUUCUUAUAUUAGCAAAGCACCAAAGGUGUGUCUGAUACUGAUACAAUACGAACACUUUAAUUUAAUUAUCAAUGUGUCAAUGUCGUGAUUGGUA
Molecule: messenger RNA, 2936 nt
Organism: Cicer arietinum (chickpea)
Lineage: Eukaryota; Viridiplantae; Streptophyta; Magnoliopsida; Fabales; Fabaceae
Product: DNA ligase 1
Biological process (GO): DNA biosynthetic process; DNA recombination; DNA repair
Cellular component (GO): mitochondrion; nucleus
Molecular function (GO): DNA ligase (ATP) activity; DNA binding; ATP binding
Source: RefSeq, a predicted model, not a curated record